Drosophila bipectinata is the source of this 1735-nucleotide messenger RNA. RefSeq lists its product as uncharacterized. The record is from RefSeq and is a predicted model, not a curated record. Lineage: Eukaryota; Metazoa; Arthropoda; Insecta; Diptera; Drosophilidae.
AUGCUGACUUAUCUUUACAAUCUUCUGGCUUGGAUCUGGACCCGCAGCAGGAUCAAGGAGCUUUUUCCUCUGGUCGGUAUUACCGACCGGGCGGGUGAGAAUCAAGAAACUGACCUGGCGGAAGGUAAAUGCUUGGCUCCAAUCGAAAAAAUAAAGGACAUGAUCGACCCACGUGCUCAACCUGCCGAUUCGGUGCGCGACGUCGAGAUUAUCAAGAAGUCUCCAAUGAACAUGUUUGAAAUACUCUACGCCAUGGCGCCAGGAAUACUUUCGUUUACCGUCCUGAUUAUUAUUAUCUCUGGUAUAAUUUGGUACAAGAAUAAUUCCAAGAAGAAAGUUCCUACCCAGAAGCCGAUCGUGAAGAUGUGUGCCAAUAAGAGUGUCCAAACCAGCUAUGUCUACUCUAAAGAACAGAUUGCGUCCUUCAGGAAGCGUAAGAUACCCCAAUAUAUGGACGACAACGAUUCGACUAAAAAGAACAAGACCGAGUUGGAUGCUUUUGAGGAUUAUAUUAAAAACAAUUGCGCACCGCAACCUCCUCAGGAGCUACUCGACAAUAUGGAACAAUUUCAGAAGCAAUUCGAAAUGGCUGCUUCUCCAAACCAGCAUGGAGUUGACACGGAAUCCCAAACUGAAAGUGAAGCUGGUACUGACCUGGCACUGGGAAUGGAAGAACAGCGCAAUCCGACUGGGGACUGGAUGCCAUUUUCACAGACUGGCGAGGAGUUCUGGACCAACAAGAUUACUAUUCCAGGAGCUGGACUCGAAUGCAACCCGAAAAAAGAAAAUGCCGGCGAUGUGUUGAUGAUGAAGCCUUCUGGAUCUAAAACCCUCUUUAACCUACAGAAAGAAGCCGAUGAGCUAUUAAUGAAGGCUGCUGGAUCUAAAAUCAAGGACAUACUAGCUAGUGUACCCAACACCACCCAGACCGGCGAUGAGUUGAUGAUGAAACCUUCUGGAUCUAAGACCAUCUUUAACCUACCGAAAGACACUGCCGGCGAUGAGAAGAUGAAGCCUUCUGGAUCUAAUGUCAUCUUUAACCUACCGAAAGACAAUGCCGAUGAGGAGCUCUUGAUGAAACCUUCUGGAUCUAAGACCAUCUUUAACCUACCGAAAGACACUGCCGGCAAUGAGAAGAUGAAGCCUUCUGGAUCUAAUGUCAUCUUUAACCUACCGAAAGACAAUGCCGGCGAUGAGCUGAUGAUGAAACCUUCUGGAUCUAAAAUCACCUUUAACCUACCGAAAGACAAUGCCGGCGAUGAGUUGAUGAUGAAGCCUUCUGGAUCUAAAACCAGCUUUAACCUACCGAAAGACGGCGAUGAGCUAUUGAUGAAGGCUGCUGGAUCUAAAAUCAAAGACAUACUGGCUAUUGAACCCAAAACCACCCAGACUUUCUCCUCCCAGGCCACCACUACCCAAACCCCUGAAUACCAACCACCAGGACCAUCUGAAGCUGCUGUCCAUGUUGAGACUAAAGUCGAGGGUACUCAGACCGCCACUACCCAAAUCUCUGUAGUCCAACCACCAGGAUCAUCUGAAGCUGCUGUCCAGGUUGGGGCUGGUGUCCAGGCUGAGGCUGAUGUCGAGGCUUUUGAAACAUCCACCCAGCUUUUCUGGUAUGUGGAGCACGGUCAGGCAUAUGGUGUUCCUUGCAAAGUCCUAUCGGACCAACAAUGCAAGUCGGACACUGACGACGACCUAUAAGCAGAGAUUCCGUCGCAUUCCGACCAAAAGU